CAGGUGCCUGUGCCUGGGACAGUCCUUGCUGAGGUCCCCUUGGCAUCCUUUCUGCCCUCCUUGCAACCUCCAGGAAGUAGCAGGAGGGCAAGAUGGAGACCAGCCUGCGCCAGCGGAGAGAGGAUGAGCAGUCAAUCCAGAGUAAGGAGCCCAAGACCACAAGUCUCCAGAAAGAGGUGGGCCUGCUGAGCGGCAUCUGUAUCAUCGUGGGUACCAUCAUCGGUUCCGGCAUUUUCAUCUCCCCAAAGUCUGUGCUCAGCAACGCGGGAGCCGUAGGACCCUGCCUCAUCGUGUGGGCCACCUGUGGGAUCCUCGCGACACUGGGUGCUCUGUGCUUUGCAGAGCUUGGCACGACCAUCACCAAGUCGGGGGGCGAGUACCCUUACCUGAUGGAGGCCUUUGGGCCCAUCCCUGCCUACCUCUUCUCCUGGACCAGCUUGGUUGUCAUGAAGCCGUCCUCCUUCGCCAUCAUCUGCCUCAGCUUUUCUGAGUACGUGUGUGCGGCCUUCUACUCGGGCUGCCAGCCUCCCCAAGUGGUCGUGAAGUGCCUGGCUGCUGCUGCCAUCUUGCUCAUCACCACAGUGAACGCACUGAGUGUGCGGCUCGGGAGCUACAUCCAGAACUUCUUCACGGCGGCCAAACUAGUCAUCGUGGCCAUUAUCAUCAUCAGUGGCCUCGUUCUCCUGGCCCAAGGAAAUACAAAGAAUUUCGAAAAUUCCUUUGCGGGCACACAAGUCUCUGUGGGCGCCAUCAGCCUGGCGCUCUACAAUGGGCUCUGGGCGUACGACGGGUGGAAUCAGCUCAAUUACAUCACAGAAGAACUGAGAAACCCCUACAGAAACCUGCCCCUGGCCAUUGUCAUCGGGAUCCCGCUGGUGACGGUGUGCUACGUCCUCAUGAACGUGUCCUACUUCACUGUGAUGACCCCCACGGAAGUCCUGCAGUCCCAGGCGGUGGCAGUGACCUUCGGUGACCGCGUCCUCUACCCGGCCUCCUGGGUCGUCCCGCUUUUUGUGGCGUUUUCGACCAUCGGUGCUGCGAAUGGGACGUGCUUCACAGCGGGCAGACUCAUUUACGUCGCAGGCCGGGAAGGUCACAUGCUCAAAGUGCUGUCGUACAUCAGCGUCAGGCGCCUCACGCCCGCCCCGGCCCUCAUCUUCUACGGCAUCAUAACCACCAUCUACAUCAUCCCUGGUGACAUAAACUCCUUAGUUAAUUACUUCAGUUUUGCUGCAUGGCUGUUCUAUGGUCUGACAAUUAUAGGGCUCGUUGUGAUGAGGUUCAAGAGGAAAGAUCUGGAAAGACCCAUCAAGGUGCCCCUGGUCAUCCCCAUCCUGGUGAUCCUGAUGUCUGUGUUUCUGAUCGUGGCCCCGAUCAUCAGCGAGCCGGCAUGGGAGUACCUCUACUGCGUGGUCUUCAUUUUCAGUGGCCUCAUCUUCUACUUCCUGUUCGUUCACUACAAGUUCGCCUGGGCGCAGAAAAUCUCAAGGCCUGUCACCACGCACCUGCAGAUGCUGCUGGAAGUGGUUCCGCCAGAGAAAGACCCCGAGUAGCCAGUCCACCAACGGGAGGAAGUUAAUUUGUAAGCAACAUGUGUGGUUAUUACUCCCGGACCUUUUUAAGAAAAAAAUGUGUUCAGAUGUUUUCACAGUAUUACUUUUAGACCUCUUAGUUCUCUGGGAUGGGUUCCAGGUAGAAGUGACAGUGACAGGCAUUUGUUGUUCAGAGGUUCUACGCAAAGGCCACCAUGCUGGGGGCACUGUUUGAAAAGGACAUGUCACAUUUACUUAAAAGGGUGGGGCUGGGGCAGAGAGCUUUGCCUGGCACGUGCAGGGCCCUGUGUUCCACCCCCAGCGCUGGAAAACAAUAA
This is a messenger RNA of Castor canadensis (American beaver), 1870 nucleotides long. RefSeq names its product solute carrier family 7 member 9 (gene Slc7a9). Gene Ontology annotation, cellular component: membrane. The record is from RefSeq and is a predicted model, not a curated record. Lineage: Eukaryota; Metazoa; Chordata; Mammalia; Rodentia; Castoridae. Gene Ontology annotation, molecular function: neutral L-amino acid transmembrane transporter activity; L-cystine transmembrane transporter activity. Gene Ontology annotation, biological process: L-cystine transport; amino acid transmembrane transport.